GGACUCUCCCGGCCGCCCUUUGCACGGGGCGGGCGGAGGCGCUGGCAGCCGGCGGGCAUGGAGGUGCUGUGGGCGGCGGGGGGGCUCCUGCUGGCCCUGUCGCUCCUGGCCUUCGUCCUGUACUGCUGCUACGUGCAGUACGUCCACGCCAAGUACGACCACAUCCCCGGCGCCCCGCGGGAGAGCUUUUUCUUUGGACACCUGCCAAUCAUAUGGAGAAUGGUGAGGAAACAGGAGUUUACACCAGAUCUCUUGCUGCAGUGGGCAGAGAAAUAUGGACCUGUUGUACGAAUGAAUGCCUUUCACAGAGUCUCAGUAUUGAUUGUGAGCCCUGAAGGAGUGAAGGAGUUCUUGAUGUCACCACAGCACCCAAAGGAUCCAAUUGUGUAUGGUAAUCUCUUCAGCCUAUUUGGUGAGAGGUUUCUAGGGAAUAGUUUGGUAACUGUUUGCAACCAUGAGCAUUGGCACAAGCAGCGGAGGAUAAUGGAUCCAGCUUUCAGCCGAAGCUACCUGAUUGGUCUGAUGGAAACUUUUAAUGAAAAAGCAGAAGAGCUGAUGGAGAAGCUAGAGGAAAAGGCAGAUGGAAAAACAGAGUUUAGCAUGCUGUCAAUGAUGAGCCGGGUGACUAUGGAUGUCAUUGGAAAGGCAGCCUUUGGCCUGGAACUGAAUGCACUGAGUGAUGACCAGACGCCUUUUCCUAACGCUGUGACUAAGAUUAUGGAGGGACUGAACAAGGCACGCGACCCCUUCAUAAAGUUCAUGCCAGGGAAGCGGAAGCUGGUAAAGGAGAUCAGGGAGAGUGUGAAGCUGUUGAGACGUGUGGGGAAGCAGUGCAUUGACCAGAGGAGAGAAGCCAUUGAGAAUGGGAAAGAAGCUACAAUGGAUAUUCUUACACAGAUACUGAAAGGAGAUGCUCUGGAGAAGACUAGAGAUGAUGAAAACAUUCUGGAUAACUUUAUCACUUUCUUUGUUGCAGGUCAUGAAACCAGUUCCAAUCAGAUGACAUUUACAGUAAUGGCACUGGGUCAGCAUCCUGAAAUACUGGAAAGGGCUCAGGCUGAAGUGGAUGAGGUUCUUGGUGCCAAGAGAAACGUUGACUAUGAGGAUCUUGGCAAGCUCACCUAUUUAUCUCAGGUUUUGAAGGAGUCACUGCGGCUGUACCCGCCCGUCUCGGGGACGCUCCGAAGGCUGGAGAAGGAGCAUGUCAUCAAUGGCAUCAGAAUUCCUGCAAACACCACUAUCUUUCUCAACACUUAUGUAAUGGGAAGGAUGGAAAAGUUUUUCAAGGAUCCAUUUACUUUUGAUCCAGAGCGAUUCAGCAAAGAUGCACCUAAGCCAUAUUACUGCUAUUUUCCAUUCUCUCUGGGACCCCGAUCCUGCAUCGGGCAGGUGUUUGCACAGAUGGAGGUAAAAGUGGUGAUGGCAAAGCUGCUGCAGAGGUUUGAAAUACAGCUGGUGCCAGGACAGAGUUUUAAACUCAUAGAGGCUGGAACUAUAAAGCCACUAGAUGGAGUAAUAUGUAAAUUAAAGCCAAGGAGCUCUGCAAGAGGCUGCCAGGCAUGACUGCUCAGGGAGGGGAGCAUGGCGUGCUACUGGUAGUGUUUCUUCUGAUUUUGAAGAUCUUGACACUAAUCAAAGGUUAAAUUUUGUAGACCCUUUUAGAGAAUUACUAGACUGAAAUUAUUUCUAACCUUCCUUAUAAUUUAUUGAAGAAAACCUUACAAGAGUCACUCUUCUGAGCAUCUUCAGUCUGGAAGUGUACCUGGAAUUGCCAAGUUUGUUCUUUUUCCCUGGGGGCUAUUUGAUUCUGACCAGACUUGGAAAAGGGCAUCCUUUCACUGGGGUAUCCCUGGAGUGCCACACAAACCUACACACCAAUCCCAGCUCAUGGUUUCCACUAAGCUUAUAUACAACACAACAUGGUCUCAGUAAGCCCUUGUUUGAGGAGUGUCUUACACAAUGAAAUCAGAAAAGAGUAGAGCAUAGAUUUGGGCUGAAUUUGAGAAGAGAUGUUUGGAGACAGUCUCUGGGUCAAAGCAUUUUUUCUAUCCCUGCUCCAAAUGUGAAUAACAAUUGAUAACAACAAUCUGAAAAAAACCUCAGAAAAUCAGAGUCUGAGGCUGCUACUUCUUCCUGCUGCUAAUGCCUGAUUUUUAUUCAAUCUCUUCAACUUUUCUUUUGAUGUUAUGCAGAGCACAGAUUCCCAGUCCACACUGCAGAAAGGGACUAUCCUGCUUCCUCCUACACUUCCACACAGCCUGUGCUCAUUCUUCUGAGACACUCUUCUUUGUGGGGAAAGUCUUGCUGUGUUUAUUUUAACCUGGAUCUUUAUUUUCCCCAUUAUGUUUGCCACAAAGCUACAGUAACACUUUCACCAGAUGGUCUAGUAGGGCUGGAAAUAAGUGUCUGAACUAAAUGCUGCUUAAAAGGGUGUUACCACUGAAGAAAUGUGUCUGCAGUUUGAGCCAGAGACAGGAGAAGGAAGGUCCUGCACCCCCUUCUUCUGCAGAUGUGCCUGAAUAGCUCACUGCAUGUAGGCUUGCAGCCAGGCUCUGCUAGGGAGAAAAAACUAUAAUUUGAAAAUGCUGCCUUCCAGAAGUGUGGAUACCUAAUAGGAGUUUGGGCCUCCUCUAUCAUGAAAUACAGAGAAUUAAAGGUAAUUGAUAAUGGCA
Taeniopygia guttata (zebra finch) is the source of this 2672-nucleotide messenger RNA. RefSeq names its product cytochrome P450 family 46 subfamily A member 1 (gene CYP46A1). Gene Ontology annotation, biological process: cholesterol catabolic process. The record is from RefSeq and is a predicted model, not a curated record. Lineage: Eukaryota; Metazoa; Chordata; Aves; Passeriformes; Estrildidae. Gene Ontology annotation, molecular function: cholesterol 24-hydroxylase activity; heme binding; iron ion binding.